Messenger RNA from Wasmannia auropunctata (little fire ant), 4507 nucleotides. It is a transcript of the gene Cry2, whose product is annotated as cryptochrome-1-like. NCBI's taxonomy places the organism in Eukaryota, Metazoa, Arthropoda, Insecta, Hymenoptera, Formicidae. The record is from RefSeq and is a predicted model, not a curated record. Gene Ontology annotation, molecular function: FAD binding; DNA binding. Bases 934 to 2679 code for a protein of 581 amino acids. Gene Ontology annotation, cellular component: cytoplasm; nucleus. The transcript has 11 exons. Gene Ontology annotation, biological process: negative regulation of DNA-templated transcription; circadian regulation of gene expression; entrainment of circadian clock by photoperiod.
AAACUAUCGCGUUCGCAUAUGCGAUCGGGCUGUUAGCGCAGUGCGGUGCGGUGCGGUUUUUCGGUCGCGCGACAUCACCUCGUUUGUCCGCCGCGUAUGUCCGUUUGUGCGAUUGCGUGAAGUAAAAAGAAGAAAUACGCGAAGACACGCAGCUGGAGAGAAGAGGAAGAAAUAAAAAAAAAAGGAGCACGCGUCGCGACGAGGGCCAAGUGCGAGCGCGAGUCUCCCGCGUCAAGUCGAUGUUGCGCAGAAUUCGCGGGUAAACAGUGAAUUAUCGUUAUCGCGCGACGCUCGAUUGCUUCUGAGUUCUGGAAUUAGAAGGAUCGACGCGUCAAGUGGCGCGGCGCAUUAGAACGAUGCCGCGGCAGCGAGCGCGUCGUCGACCCAGCGAGAGUGUCGCGAGUGAAUCGCGUUGAAUCAGAGUAAUUCAGUUCGGUAAUUCAGGUUGCGCGAUUAACAAAUCGAGAAUUGACGGGAGUCUGCCGUGAGACGAUCGGUGAUGGUGAUGGUGAUGGUGAUGGUGAUGAUUUGCGAAUAAAUUUCCGCUGAAUUUACGAAACGCAAUCAAGUCUGCGAGGAGCGAAAUGAGUGUCGCCGUCGCGGCGAUCAGCGUGCGUCGCGGCUGCCGCUCGUCAAUUUGAGUUCGUCGAUCGAUCGAUCGAUCUCGACGCCCGUCCGCUGGAAUCUGAGAACCGUCGUUGGGUCAUACGGCUUCGCGGCCUUGUCUAAUCGCCGGUGGGAACUCGUGAUUGUAGGCGCUACGACGAUGCACGCUCCGCGGCGAACCUGCCUCGCGGAUUGCGAGCUCUCCUCGUAAGCGGCUCGGCUUACCCGCGGAAUUCUACACGGUAGAUCGACAGCGCGGUGCCCCGGCUCUUCUAACUCGGCGCACUUUCACCGGGUCGCUUGAACGAAAGGUGUAUCGGGGAAAAGAUGACGGGAAGUAGUAACAACAAGAUGGGCCAGGCGGUGACCUCGGGAGUCCGCGGCGACGGCGGAAAGCACACGGUUCACUGGUUCCGCAAGGGACUCCGGCUGCACGACAACCCCUCGCUGAAGGAGGGUCUCGCGGGGGCGUCCACUUUCCGGUGCGUCUUCGUGCUGGACCCCUGGUUCGCCGGAAGUACCAACGUCGGCAUCAAUAAAUGGAGGUUCCUGCUGCAAUGUUUAGAGGACCUAGACUGUUCCCUGAGGAAACUAAAUUCCCGGCUGUUUGUGAUCCGGGGACAGCCGGCCGACGCGCUCCCUAAGCUCUUCAAAGAAUGGGGCACGACGAACCUGACGUUCGAGGAGGAUCCAGAGCCAUUCGGCCGCGUGCGAGAUCACAAUAUUUCGGCGCUCUGCAAAGAGCUCGGUAUCUCGGUGGUCCAAAGGGUCUCGCAUACUCUCUACAGACUAGAUGAGAUCAUAGAGAGAAAUGGUGGGAAACCGCCGUUGACCUAUCAUCAAUUUCAAAACAUCAUCGCCAGCAUGGACUCGCCGGAACCUCCGGUACCCACGGUGACGGCCGCCUGCAUCGGCAGCGCCUAUACACCCCUAAAGGACGACCACGACGACCAUUACGGGGUGCCCACCCUCGAGGAACUCGGCUUUGAUACGGAAAAUCUGCUGCCCCCGGUGUGGGUCGGCGGCGAGAGCGAGGCCCUGGCCAGGCUCGAGCGUCACCUCGAGAGGAAGGCGUGGGUGGCGAGCUUCGGCAGGCCGAAGAUGACACCGCAGUCCUUGUUGCCGAGUCAGACCGGGCUGUCGCCUUACCUACGAUUCGGCUGUCUCAGUACGCGGUUAUUCUACUAUCAGCUCACCGAUCUGUACAAGAAGAUAAAGAAAGCGAUGCCACCGUUGUCGUUGCACGGGCAGCUUCUCUGGCGCGAAUUCUUCUACUGCGCCGCGACGAAGAAUCCGAAUUUCGAUCGGAUGCAGGGCAAUCCGAUUUGCGUGCAGAUACCGUGGGACAAGAACGUGGAGGCGCUCGCAAAGUGGGCAAACGGUCAGACCGGAUUUCCGUGGAUUGAUGCGAUCAUGACGCAGCUGCGGGAAGAAGGUUGGAUACAUCACCUGGCCAGACACGCGGUGGCUUGCUUCUUGACCAGGGGCGACCUUUGGAUCUCAUGGGAGGAGGGAAUGAAGGUGUUCGACGAGCUUCUUUUGGACGCCGAUUGGUCCGUGAACGCCGGCAUGUGGAUGUGGCUGUCGUGCAGCUCGUUCUUCCAACAGUUUUUCCACUGCUACUGCCCCGUACGAUUCGGCAGGAAGGCCGAUCCGAACGGCGACUACAUCAGACGCUACCUGCCGGUGUUGAAGAACUUGCCGACCAGGUACAUACACGAGCCCUGGAACGCGCCGCUCAGUAUACAGCACGCCGCCAAGUGCAUCAUCGGCAAGGAGUACUCGCUGCCGAUGGUGAACCACAGCAAGAGCUCGCGCAUCAACAUCGAGCGGAUGAAGCAGGUGUACCAGCAGCUGAACAAGUACCGCGGUAACGGAACCUCGUUCAAGGGAGAGAACAUCGGCUUGCUGAACGCGUUGCUGGCACCGCCGGCGAAGGACGGCGACGAGGAGAAGAGGAAGCAGAACUUGUCGAGUCGGGGGAACGAACAGAAAAUGAAGACCAUCGGCAGUCCCACGCAACAGCAACAGCAGCAGCAGAAGCAGCAGCAGCAGCAGCAGCAGCAGCAGUGACUGUCGGUACAGCGAUCUGGCUAAUCUGGUUAACGUGAUAACGCUGAUAUUAUCCUUUUUAUGGACUUUAAAAGCGACCUGAAAAUUCCACAUGAGUCCUACAUCUCUAAAUUGUUUCAAUUAACCCUUAACCAACCGCGAGAAGACCCGUUGAUUAUGAUUGACGUAAUCGGUGCUUUUUUUUAAUAACUCAACUUUUUCCCAGUAUCAUCGGGAAUUAUUGUCGCAUUUAGCCAAUUUCCAUAAAUCAUGUUUAAUACGUAUUAAUAUGAGAUGUAUAAAAUUUUUAUAAUCUUUAUACUUUUUCGCGAUUCCAGGCGCGCGACGAUUGUUAAGGGUUAAUUCUAAAAUCGAUAUAUCGGAUAUAUUGCGUGGAAUACACGCAGACCUGCGUCGAGGAGCACUAUUUUUAUUAAAAAAAAAAAAAAAAAAGAAAACGUAUCACAUGUAGAAAGGGUUUAAAACAUAAAACGUUUUAGCUGCGAAAUACGGGCAUAACUUAACGAGCGUGUUACGCGAGCGAAUCUAAUGCGUUCGCCUAGGAUAGAUUUAUCGUUACAACUCGUACCUUUGCCACACAAUUUGUAUGCAAUUUUAACGCCUCUCGCAACGUAUUGAUUAACAGCCGUACCGUCUAGAUUUUUUUAUAGCUGUAAAUUAUGAUUGUAAAUAACGAAUAAGACGUACGUCGUAAAAGGACAUUAUUCAUGCGUGCAUAAAUGUCACUUACCUUCCUCAUGAUGUCCCUUUCCCCGUGAAUCUCUUACGUUAGAACUCAUCGUUCCUCCCUGUCUCCCGCGCGGCGCAACUUUAGAUAGAAGCUGAAUAAUGCUCUCGGAUAAGCGAUGGAAAACGUAAAACGGAGACGCAUCGCGGUACGUAGUCGCAGUGGAAUGAACUUCGGCCGACUUGACAAAAUGAACAUUUAAUGGUCUAUCUGUCACACUUUGCGCUUUAAUGGCACCUCAAUCCGGAGAUCCUCGAUGCAGCUCGACGGGUACCGCCUUUCUGCUACAAAAAGUUGAUAACACGGUGUUUCACGUCUAUUGUAUAUCACUAUUGCCCAUGCGCUUAAACGCUAGACUGAAGCUCGAUGCUCGCUCUCUUUUUCUCUCUCUCUCUCUCUGUCUCUCUCUCUCACUCUUUCUCUCUCUUUCUCUCUCUCUUGCUCUCAUCGUUUCGCGAGACUCGCCUAAAAUUGAAACGUUCACGACUCCCGUUCACAAACGCGACGGUGCGCUCUUCCGUUUACAAACGGGGCACGGUACAACGCAUCGCGCGCCCCAACUCUCGCGCGGCUUCGUUAUUAAAUACAGAAGAAAAUUAAAAAAAAAUGUAAUAAACGUAAAGACAAAAAAAAUUAUACAACAAUGAAACACACGGGGAUUCGUAACACGCACGCGCAAUAUGCAUCGCAAUUACGUAUAUAUGUGUUUGCCGGCGUGCGCGUAAAUACCGUCUCGUCGACCCCCGGCGGACAGAACUCAUGCCACACAGUCGGUUUUUCUUUAUUCUUUUUUUUUUCAUGUCAACAAAUGAUAUAUUUUUAGUGCCUAUAGUACUUAUGGUUUUACAGUACAUUUCUCAUUAGAUUUAAACAAUUACAAAUGAACAUUCUCAACACUCAAAAACGGAACUAACAUUUCUCACGCACGUUAUUUCUCUCUUCUUUCUCUCUCUCUCUUUUUCUCUCUUUCUCUCUCAUGCACUCACGCUUUCACUUCUCUCCCAUUUUUUCUUUCAUUCUCUCAAUUCUCUCUCUCUCUCUCUCUCUCUCUCUCUCGCGCGCGCACUCUUUCUCGCGUUAACUUAUUUUGUUUCACGUGUG